Saccostrea cuccullata (small rock oyster) is the source of this 744-nucleotide messenger RNA. RefSeq names its product mpv17-like protein. The record is from RefSeq and is a predicted model, not a curated record. The transcript is spliced from 4 exons. Gene Ontology annotation, cellular component: mitochondrion; cytoplasm; membrane. Gene Ontology annotation, biological process: cellular response to reactive oxygen species. Lineage: Eukaryota; Metazoa; Mollusca; Bivalvia; Ostreida; Ostreidae. Bases 32 to 544 code for a protein of 170 amino acids.
AAGUUCUGCAUGCAGGAAACAUUUUGGAAAAAUGACUAUUCUACAAACAAUGGCAACAUAUGCCACCCUGUGGACUAUAUCCGAUUCAGUGGAGCAGAAAUUCAUCAGCAAGAAGGAACAGAUGGAUUACCAGAAGUCUGUCAGGAUGGUGACUGUCGGAACUUUUGUUGUAGCUCCUCUUGUGUUUUCUUGGAUGUUCAUAGCGGAGCGAAUGUUUCCUGGGCGAACUUUCAGAACUGUGGCAAAGAAGAUGAUAACUGAUCAAGUUGUCUUUGCUCCAUUUGCCAUAACAUCAUUUUAUUUUUCAACUUGUAUGCUUGAAAGAAAGUCCUUUCAACAGUUUAAAGAGGAAUGGUUCAAGAAAUUUCCAGUCACUUACAAGACUGGUGUCAUGUUUUGGCCAUUUGUGCAAGCCGCCAACUUCUCACUUGUUCCAUACAAACACAGGGCUAAAGUGAUUGGUUGUGCUUCUUUUCUAUGGUCCAUGUUCCUUUGUUAUGAGAAAGAACCUUCCAAGGAGGAAGCUGUUCAAAAAGAGAGUUGAUGUUAAAGAGAUAUAGAAUUGAUGUUUAAUUUAGUAGUAAAGAAAAUGAUUGUAAUUUGAUUCUGUGAUAUAAGGUUUCUGCUUUUUCUUAUAAUUAUGUAAUAUACAUAUUUUAUUUAUUAUGAAAUUUUUAAUUACAAUGACCUAUACAUGUAUAAAUUAUUAUAAGAAUUUUCUUUUUAUAUAGUAGAUAUAUGUAC